Emiliania huxleyi CCMP1516 is the source of this 693-nucleotide messenger RNA. RefSeq lists its product as hypothetical. The record is from RefSeq and is a predicted model, not a curated record. Lineage: Eukaryota; Haptophyta; Isochrysidales; Noelaerhabdaceae. The coding region runs from base 1 to 693 and encodes 230 amino acids. The transcript has a single exon.
AUGCCCAUCAACUUUCCCGACGGCGUCCUCUGCCGCGAGCCGGGCUCUCGCCGCCGGGCGCCGCUCCAGCCGCCGGCGACGUGGGACGGCCGCGGGUACGAGACUGCGCGUGACACCGACCUGCUCGCGGCGUGGCGGACGCUGCGAGAGCACCCGGCGGCCGUGGCGAGUCGCAUAACCCGCGCGACGCGUGUGCGCGGCGUCGCGCGCUACUCGGACCGCGGCGCCGCCAGGCCGCACCUGACCGCGAGCGCGUUUGCCGCGUCCGAGCACUGCACGCUGCGGGUCGGGGAGCACUAUCCGGCGGAGCUCAACCCGAGCGGUGCCUCCGCGCGGUCGGCCAAGCGCGCGCGCGCCGCGGCCGGGCCGGGGCUCAGGCUGCUCCGCGGCGCGUCGUGGGCAGCGGCAACCGAGCUCGAGGCGCUGGAGGCGGCCGCGCAGGCAGGUGCGGAGGGGGAGGGUUCUGCGAGCGAGGUGGAGGAGGGGGAGGAGGGAGCGGAGGAGGGAGCGGCCGGCCGCCGGGCGGACGGCUCGAGACGCGACCGCGACGACGGCGACGGCGAGGGCGACGGCGAGGAGGACGGGCUCGAGGAGGACGAGGACGCCAUCCUCGGCGACGAGAACGGGUUCGACGGAUUCGAGGACGGCGGAGACGACCUCGACUCGGGCGGCGAGGACGAGCCCGAGUACUGA